Messenger RNA from Eptesicus fuscus (big brown bat), 1751 nucleotides. RefSeq names its product family with sequence similarity 118 member A (gene SIRAL2). Lineage: Eukaryota; Metazoa; Chordata; Mammalia; Chiroptera; Vespertilionidae. Bases 203 to 1270 code for a protein of 355 amino acids. The record is from RefSeq and is a predicted model, not a curated record. The transcript has 9 exons.
GCAGGUUGCGGGUGAGGAGAAGUGUGCCAGGGCCAUUCCAGGCAAAGGGGACAGGAGGCAAGGCCGGGAGGCGGCCACAGAGCAGCCACGUUUGGAAACCAAGAAGUGUGUUUGGAGCCUUGACCCAUCCUGGGGGCCCUCAUCACCGAUCGUCCGUCUGGGAGACGGAAGCCGCUCUGACUUCUCUCUUCAGGGCUCCCAGAUGGAUUCGCUGGAGAAGACGACCCACAGAAGUGAACAGAAGUCAAGCAGAAAGUUCUUGAAAAGCCUCAUCCAGAGACAGCCGCAGGAACUGCUCCUGGUGAUGGGCACGGGCGUCAGUGCGGCCGCGGCCCCCGGGGUCCCCGCGCUGUGCUCCUGGCGGAGCUGCCUGGAGGCCGUCAUCGAGACCGCAGAGCAGCUGGACGUGCUGCACCCCGGGGACGCGGCCCAGUUCCGCAGGAAGGUGCAGAAGGACCGGGACCUGCUGGUCGUUGCCCACGAUCUCAUCCGGAAGAUGUCGCCGCGGACGGGCGACACCAAGCCCAACUUCUUCCAGGACUGCCUGAUGGAGAUCUUCGACAGCCUGGAGCAGCACCUCCAGAACCCGCAGGUGCUGCAGCCCAUCCUCAGCCUCAUGGACCGGGGCACCAUGGUGCUCACCACCAACUACGACAACCUGCUGGAGAUCUUCGGGCAGCAGCAGAACAGGCCCAUGGAGUCCCUGGAUUUGAAGGACAAGACCAAGGUCCUCCAGUGGGCACGCGGGCACAUCAAGUACGGCGUCCUCCACAUCCACGGCCUCUACACGGACCCCUGCGGGUUGGUCCUGGACCCAUCCGGGUACAAGGACGUCACGCAAGACCCGGAAGUGAUGGAGGUGUUCCAGAGCCUGUACCGCACCAGGUCCUUCCUGUUCGUGGGCUGCGGGGAGACGCUGCGCGACCAGAUCUUCCAGGCGCUCUUCCUGUACUCGGUGCCCAACAAGGUGGACCUGGAGCACUACAUGGUGGUGCUCAAGGAGAGCGAGGACCACUUCUUCAAGCACCAGGCCGACAUGCUGCUGCACGGCAUCAAGGUCGUGUCCUACGGCGCCUGCUUCGACCACUUCCCGGGGUACGUGCAGGACCUGGCCGCGCAGAUCUGCCGGCAGCGGAGCCCAGAUGCCGACCGGGUGGACAGCACCACGCUGGGGAGCGGGUGCCAGGACUGCGCCAAGAGGAAGCUGGAGGAGAACGGCAUCGAAGCUUCCAAACAGCUCCGGCCCUCAGACGAUGCUGGCGCAUCUUGAAAUCUUCAAAACCAACAAAACCUGCAACUUGAAAACCAGCCUUCUGUGACCACAGUGCCGUGCCUGGAUGAUGAGGAAUGUUCGGGAACUCCCAUGGACCUCUCACCUGUAACCGUCAUGCACCCCAAGAGAGCCCUGUGGGGUGUGGCCCGCGGAGGCCGGGUGACAGUCCCACCGUGUGUCUAACUGCUCGGGGUGAAGCGCACACCUCAGGUCCCUCCGUGAGGACGGGCGGACAACUACCUCAGGGCCGGCGGCGGGAAGGGGGGUGCCUGGUGCUCCGGGCUCCCCGACGCCCUUUGUCAGGUGGCUUUUCUAAUAAAGGGGACAGUGGAGACCACAAGCAACAGUAGUUGCCAAAGAGAAAAUAAGAAACUAGACUCUUAAAUUUUAUAAUUUUUAUGCGGAAACAUCUGUUACCAUAGAGGACACUUUUAAGGUAUGUUUGUUACGUUGUUAAACAGUAAAGAAUAUUCGAGGU